Molecule: messenger RNA, 5423 nt
Organism: Prunus persica (peach)
Lineage: Eukaryota; Viridiplantae; Streptophyta; Magnoliopsida; Rosales; Rosaceae
Product: transcription elongation factor SPT6 homolog
Exons: 17
Coding region: 267-5162 (1631 amino acids)
Biological process (GO): mRNA transcription by RNA polymerase II; nucleosome organization; transcription elongation by RNA polymerase II
Cellular component (GO): transcription elongation factor complex
Molecular function (GO): nucleosome binding; nucleic acid binding; histone binding
Source: RefSeq, a predicted model, not a curated record
GAAAAAUCACAGUUUUUGAGUUCUCUAAUUGGAUAGAACACCAAACAGCCCUUAUUUACUUUUUGGAGCCAACUCCCACCCCCCCUCUCCCACAACGCACGUCACAAAUAUUCAUAUUUGUUCUGGUGCUCGGAAUCCUCUGAGAGUGAGCAUUCUCUCACAGGACACAACACUCAGCAAAAACCACAUUCCUUGUGAAUUAGCAGCCGCACUUCCUUCGUUGCCCUAACCCUAAACUACCUCUCUCUCUAUCUCUCACUGAAACCAUGGGCAAAGCCGUCGUCUCUGACGAAGAAGAUGAGGUCGAGCUCGACGAGGACGAGAGGGAACCCCAUCACGGCGACGCAGUCGAUGACCGGGAUGGCGACGAUGAAGACGAUGAAGAAGAAGGGCCAGAUGAAUAUGAGAAGGAUGAUUUUAUAGUAGAUGAUGUUGAUGAAGAAGAUGAGCAAGAGGAGGAAGAAGAUAGGGCAGACAGUGAUGAAGAGAGGCAGAGGAAGAAGAAAAGAAAGAAAAAAGAGGAGUAUGUCCUUGAUGAAGAUGACUAUGAGCUCCUAGAGGACAAUAAUGUGAUUGCCCCCCGAAGGAAGGCUGGGAAAUUUAAGCGGCUGAAAAAAGCUCAGAGGUAUGGUGAGGGGGAGCCUGGUGGAUUAUCUGAUGAGGAGGAGUUUGUUGGUAGUGGUAAAAGUGGAAGAACUGCGGAGGAGAAGCUUAAGCGUACCUUAUUUGGUGAUGAUGAAGGUCCUCCACUUGAGGACAUAGCUGAAGAAGAGGAACCAGCAGAAGCAGAAGAUGAUGGAGAAGUUGGUGAAGAGGAUGAAAUGGCAGACUUUAUAGUUGAUGAAGAGUUUGAUGAGACUGGAGCUCCUGUGAGACAGAGGAAGCUUAAAAAGAAAAAAUCUAGGCAGGCACCAGGAGUAUCAUCCUCUGCUUUGCAGGAAGCCCAUGAAAUAUUUGGUGAUGUUGAUGAAUUACUGCAGCUCCGUAAGCAAGGCUUGGAUUCCAGUGAAUGGAGGGAAAGGAGGCUUGAAGAUGAAUUUGAACCAAUUGUUCUUUCUGAAAAGUAUAUGACAGAGAAGGAUGACCAGAUCCGGGAGCUUGAUGUUCCGGAAAGAAUGCAGAUAUAUGAGGAAAGCACUGGUUCUCCUCCACUGGAUAGAAUUAGUAUGGAUGAUGAGAGUACCUGGAUUUAUAAUCAACUUGCAAGUGGUACAGUACCUUUGUUUAGCAAGACAGGCUUGGGGAAUUCUAUAAGCAGGGAUGACAUCAUCAGAUUUUUGGACUUGCAUCAUGUGCAGAAGUUGGACAUUCCCUUUAUUGCCAUGUAUCGGAAAGAAGAGUGCCUAAGCUUAUUGAAAGAUCCUGAACACCUUGAGUUGGAAGAUGAAAGUCAGGAUAAAAAUGACAGGCCAUCUGUACUCAAGUGGCACAAGGUGCUUUGGACCAUUAAGGAGCUGGACAGAAAAUGGCUGUUGCUUCAGAAGCGGAAAAAUGCUUUACAAUCUUACUACAAUAAACGAUUUGAGGAAGAAUCUCGACGUAUAUAUGAUGAAACCAGACUUAAUUUAAAUCAGCAGCUUUUUGAAUCAAUUAUGAAGUCGCUGAAGGCUGCAGAAUCAGAGAGAGAGGUUGAUGAUGUUGACACCAAGUUUAACUUGCAUUUCCCUCCGGGUGAGGCAGGAGUGGAUGAGGGACAGUAUAAGAGGCCCAAAAGGAAAUCACUUUAUAGCAUCUGCAGUAAGGCUGGCUUGUGGGAGGUGGCAAGCAGGUUUGGUUACAGCUCUGAGCAGUUUGGACUGCAAUUAUCUCUAGAAAAAAUGAGAAUGGAUGAGUUGGAGGAUGCUAAGGAGACCCCAGAGGAGAUGGCUUCAGACUUUACAUGUGCAAUGUUUGAGAAUCCUCAAGCUGUGCUCAAAGGAGCUAGGCAUAUGGCAGCUGUUGAAAUAAGUUGUGAGCCAUGUGUCAGGAAGUAUGUUCGAAGCAACUACUUGGAUAUUGUUGAGUUAUCAACAAGCCCAACACCUGAUGGAAAUGUGGCAAUAGAUGCUUUUCAUCAGUUCGCAGGGGUGAAGUGGUUGCAAAGAAAGCCAUUAAAUAGAUUUGAGGAUGCGCAAUGGCUGCUUAUCCAGAAGGCUGAAGAGGAGAAGCUUCUCCAAGUUACUAUUAAGUUGCCAGAAGACAGAUUAAAUAAGUUGAUAAGCGACUUCAAUGAGUACUAUCUUAGUGAUGGUGUUAGUAAAUCUGCACAACUGUGGAAUGAGCAGCGGAAGUUGAUAUUGCAGGAUGCCCUUUUUAAUUUUCUUUUGCCUUCAAUGGAGAAAGAAGCAAGAUCCUUGUUGACUAGUAGAGCUAAGAACUGGUUAGUCAUGGAAUAUGGAAAGGUUCUUUGGAAUAAAGUCUCUGUGGGACCAUAUCAGCGGAAGGAAAAUGACGGCUCAGACGAUGAAGCUGCACCAAGGGUCAUGGCUUGCUGUUGGGGCCCUGGGAAGCCAGCAACUACUUUUGUGAUGUUAGAUUCAUCUGGGGAGGUGCUAGAUGUACUUUACACGGGGUCCCUUACUCUACGCUCCCACAAUGUUAAUGAUCAGCAACGAAAGAAAAAUGAUCAAGAACGUGUUUUGAAGUUCAUGACUGAUCAUCAACCACAAGUUGCUGUCCUAGGAGCUGUUAACUUGUCUUGUGUUCGCCUAAAAGAUGAUAUUUAUGAGAUAAUUUUUAAAAUGGUGGAGGAGAAUCCUAGAGACGUUGGCCAUGAUAUGGAUGGCCUAAGCAUUGUAUAUGGGGAUGAAUCUUUGUCUCGCCUGUAUGAAAAUUCUCGGAAUUCAUCUGAUCAGUUACCUGCACAAUCAGGCAUUGUCAAGAGGGCUGUGGCUCUUGGGCGUUAUCUUCAAAAUCCGUUGGCAAUGGUUGCCACACUUUGUGGACCAGGAAGAGAAAUCUUAUCUUGGAAACUCAAUCCUUUUGAGAACUUUCUCACCCCAGAUGAGAAGUAUGCGAUGGUUGAACAGGUCAUGGUAGAUGUCACAAACCAGGUAGGCCUUGACGUAAAUCUGGCUAUAAGCCAUGAAUGGUUAUUUGCACCACUGCAAUUUAUUUCUGGGCUUGGACCUAGAAAGGCAGCAUCUUUGCAGAGAUCGUUGGUAAGAUCUGGCGCAAUAUUUACUCGAAAGGAUUUUGUGACAGCACACGGGCUUGGUAAAAAGGUGUUUGUCAAUGCAGUUGGUUUCUUGCGUGUUCGGCGGAGUGGGUUGGCUGCUAGCAGCAGCCAAUUUAUUGAUUUGUUGGAUGAUACGAGGAUUCAUCCAGAAUCCUAUGCUCUUGCACAAGAAUUGGCCAAAGAUGUUUAUGAUGUGGAUGGUGGCAAUGAUGAGGAGGAUGCUUUGGAGAUGGCUAUAGAGCAUGUCAGGGAUCGACCUAAUUAUCUAAAAAACCUUGACGUUGAAGAGUAUGCUAAAACCAAAAAGCGUGAAAAUAAGAUAGAAACAUUUUGUGAUAUAAGGAGAGAAUUAAUACAGGGUUUUCAGGAUUGGCGUAAACAAUAUGAAGAACCAAGUCAGGAUGAAGAGUUCUAUAUGAUUUCAGGUGAAACUGAGGAUACCCUUGCCGAAGGAAGAAUUGUGCAGGCCACAGUUCGCAGGGUGCAAGCUCAAAGGGCAGUUUGUGCUCUUGAAUCUGGGUUGACUGGUAUGCUUAUGAAAGAAGACUAUUCAGAUGAUUCCAGGGAUAUUUCUGAGUUAUCUGACAGACUGAAUGAGGGCGACAUCCUCACUUGCAAGAUCAAAUCGAUUCAAAAGAAUAGGUAUCAAGUGUUCCUAGUUUGCAGAGAGAGUGAGCUGAGAAAUAACCGACAUCAGAACACACAGAAUCUUGAUGCCUAUUACCAUGAAGACCGAAGAAGUCUACAGAGUGAGCAAGAGAAAGCUCAUAAGGAGAAGGAGCUCGCAAAGAAGCAUUUCAAGCCAAGGAUGAUUGUUCAUCCUCGUUUCCAGAAUAUAACUGCAGAUGAAGCAAUGAAGUUCUUGUCUGAUAAGGAUCCUGGGGAAAGUAUUAUUCGUCCUAGUUCUCGUGGGCCUUCAUAUUUAACCUUAACUCUCAAGGUUUACGAUGGAGUUUAUGCUCACAAAGACAUAGUUGAAGGUGGAAAGGACCAUAAGGACAUCACAAGCUUACUCCGCAUUGGUAAGACCCUGAAAAUUGGGGAGGACACAUUUGAGGAUUUGGAUGAGGUAAUGGAUCGUUAUGUUGAUCCUUUAGUAGCUCACUUGAAGUCAAUGCUAAAUUAUCGCAAGUUCAAGAGGGGCACAAAAGCAGAGGUUGAUGAACUUUUGAAGAUUGAGAAGUUGGAGUAUCCUAUGAGGAUAGUUUAUUGUUUUGGGAUAUCGCAUGAACAUCCAGGCACUUUCAUUCUCACCUAUAUACGGAGUACAAAUCCACACCAUGAGUAUGUUGGUUUAUAUCCGAAGGGAUUCAAAUUCAGAAAAAGGAUGUUUGAGGACAUUGAUCGGCUUGUAGCAUAUUUUCAGCGCCAUAUUGAUGACCCUCAGCAUGAGUCAGGACCAUCAAUUAGAUCAGUUGCUGCUAUGGUGCCAAUGCGGAGCCCUGCAACUGGUGGUUCAACUAAUGAGGGUGGUUGGAGAGGCCAGUCUUUUGACAGGGAUCGGUCAUCUACGCCGAGUUCACGAACAGGCCGAAAUGAUUACAGAAAUGGUGGCAGUAGAGAUGGACAUCCAAGUGGCCUACCUAGACCAUAUGGUGGCCGUGGCCGUGGUCGAGGAACAUAUAACAACAGAGGAAAUAGCACCGGCAAUGAGAGGCAGGAUUCUGGUUAUGAUGCUCCAACAUGGGGUGCAGAUUCCAAAGACAGGGAUGAUGGCUUGGGCAACUUUCCUGGUGCAAAGGUCCAAAACUCACCUGGAAGGGAAGCUUUCCCUGGUGGUUGGGGUGCUGGUGGGAGUGGCAGUGGAGGCAGCAAUUGGGGUGGCGGCAGUGGCUGGGGUCAAGGAAGUGGUGGAGCAGGAGGGUGGGGUGGAGCUGGUGCAAAUGAUGCUGCUGCUGAUAAUGGGACUUCAGGAUGGGGUUCAGACCUGAAAAUAAAAGGUUCGGAUAAUGGGUCUUCGGGAUGGGGUUCUGAACCCAAAAGAGGCGGUGGCGGUGGUUGGUGAAGAGACUAGUACAUUUUGUCCCUCCCUCAACAGUUUUCCCGCGACCAAUCUGUGAGGGAUGGUUUUUAAGCUGCUCUUGUAUAUGGUUCUUGAAGCCCCUUUACCCUUUCUGACUCUGUUUGACCAUAAAAGACACUAGCCCAGUUAUGCGAACUUGUAGGAAUUUUUGCUGUGGCAAAGAAAUGUAAUGGAAUAUAUCUCUCGUCUGCCUUGUACGAAUCUCUAUAUUAUUAAAUGAACUAUACAAAAUUUCUCAUUCUC